GAGAGAGAGAGAGAGAGAAGAGAGAGAGAGAGAGAGAGAGAGGCCUUAUGCAAUACUCAUGAAAACAGUUAGUGGCGAGGUGUUGGUGGCAGACUGCAGAGUGGCAACUGGUUGGUGUUCGUGUGAUGGCUGGGGUCCCUCCUUCCUUGCAUUGCCUGGGAGGUGGUGAGGUGUUGCGUAUGCACAAGUUUUUCUUCUUCCAUGAAGAGUAACAGACAAACGUCCACCAUUCAUCGACGCACGGCGUCCUGCAAGGGGUCCACUUUUCAUCCAACUCAUCCCGUUCCCAACACUGCGCUGGCUGCAUACUCUGGGAAAUAGACAAACAUGGAAGAAGAGCAGAGCGGAUCCAAGAGGAAGCCGCCGUCCUGCUCCCGAUGCAGCAACCACGGGAAGGACGCGCCCCUGACGCACCACAAGUGUCCUUACGAGGAAUGCGACUGCCUCCUGUGCAAGCUGACGUGGGCCAGGAAGAUCGUCAUGCGUAAGCAACAGCAGCUGUGGCGCCACAGGAAGGAGACGCAGAAGUGGGAGGAAGCUGCCGCAGAGUCUGUGGGAGGGGGAGGAGGAGGAGGCACUGGCGGCGGUGAGGGAGAAACCGAAGAAGGCGGAGGGAAGCAGAGAGAGAAAUACUGUGACAUGUGCAGAAACCACGGCGUCCUGGUCAGGAACAGAGGUCACAAACGGUCGUGCAAAUACGAGAACUGCCCUUGCGACCUCUGCAGCUUCACUCGCAAAAGGAGACAAAUUAUGCAGCUGCAACAGAAAGUCAAAAGAUCGAAAAUCACGACGCAGCAGUUCCAGGAGGCGACGGAAUGGGUGGCUAAGCUGACGGCGGAACUGGCAAACCUCGGGAUAGAUGACGUCCCUAUGUCAACGUUGGUGACACCCAUGGCACCCACUUCCAACCUCCCCCCUCCGCAUGGCUCGUUCCCUCCUCCCCAAGGUCCUCCUCCUCCAGGACCUCCUGUAGAAGGUGGCUAUCCCUCGAACCUCCCCCCAGGACUCUACCCGCCUGCCCAGCACCCGCUGGAGUCUUACCCUCCUCCCCAUCAGCCUCCUUCCUGCAGUCGCAUGGCGACGAGACCUUUCAUGGCAGUGACACCCGUCUCUGCAGCAGAGCAUUAUCCUUCCACCUCCUACGCCAUGGAUCCUGGGCCCUCUUGUUCCUCUCCUUCAACCGCGUGCGCUGUAGCAGGGACGGUGUCUGGGGUACCACCAUCCUACGGGGGGAUGUCCUCCGCCAACAUCCACUUACCGAUGGAUUCGUCGACUUCCUUCGCAGCCUUGUGCCCUCCUUCGCCGUCGUACACUUCCUUAUCAGCCUCGCCUCUGUCUGACUAUGAUCCUUCCUACCCGGGAUGCCCUUCGCCGCUGCUGUCCUACCUUUCUGCCGACAACCCCAAUCGCGAGAUGACCUCCAUUCCACAGCAGUCGUGCGCCAUGAUCAGCAACGCUCAGUCUUCGGAGCCAUUAGACUGUAGUGAUCAUCCAAUACACAGUUCUAGGUCUCAUAAACAUGCUCAUAACAGACUUCAAGAACAUAUUGAAAACCCUAGUAUGUAUAGUAACAGAUCCUUAUAUAGCAACCCUCAAAGCACUCACCGUGGUUGGCCUACUGAACCGCGAAAUGUAGAAGAAAUUACCCCAGAAACUUACUGGGCGGGACAAAGAAGGAGGAGUGAGGGAGUCAUCCUGCCGACUUACCAACACAGUCAGAGAAGAAACAGUGACAGCAUUUUACAGGGAAUUAUCUAUCGGCCAAGCCAGAGGAGGAACAGUGAUGGGGUCAUCAAGAAAUUUUACGGACAAAGCCAAAGAGGGAACAAUGACCCCGUCAUCCAAGAGGGCUACAUGCAAGAGGACAGGGGAGCUGGCGAAGGCGAACCCCAAAAACACUUCAAGGCAGAUUUGAGGGAGAGCAGUGAAGGGGUCAUCGAGGAAGGUCACGAGGCAGAGGACAGAAUACGAAGCAUUUAUCAUCUAGAUCAGAGACGAAACAGUGACGGAGUCAUCCUCACGAGACACAGGCUGAACGAGAGACGGAACAGCGACGGAGUUAUUAAGAAAUGCUUCGCUCUGAGUCAGAGAGGGAACUUUGACAGGCUCACCCAGAGGCACGUGAUGCACCCUAUGGAAAAAAGCGACGAGGAACUCCACAGCAUCCACAGGGAGAAUGAAAGACGAAGCAGUGAUGAAAUCAGUCAGGAGAGCUACGGGAUUGAACACAGGAGAAAUAGUAUUGAUUUCGUACACGAAAACUAUAGAUUGGGAGAGAGGAGAAACAGCGACGAUGCCCUGAGAGCUUUUUAUUGGCCGUGCCAUAGGAGUGACAGCGGGGAAACUAUCCCUGAGAACUGGCAAGGCCAAAGGAGAGACAGCGAUGAAUAUAUCCAAAGAAGUUUCCCCUCGAACAAAGACCACUUCUUCGAGAAUACUCUGAGGAGAGAACACGAGGUGAUGGAAAGACUCAACAGAACUGUACCCAUAACUGAUGCCAGCGUGACCUUCAGUUCCGACCAUAGAUUACAUUACCCCAUUCGACCGCCAGUGAAUGAGGAUGAAUGCCAGCAAGCCACUGGCAUUCGAAAGGAUGGCACCAUCCCGAGAGUGGAUGACAGUGACACUAUGAUGAGCUGGAGCAGUCACCAGAUUCAUGAUGAGGGUCCUGUUCCUCCUCUGGAACAAAAUGAUGAAGAGAUGGAAGGACCUCUUGAUCUGACAACGCGUUCAUCCUCGAGAGAUUGAAUAUUUCCCCUUAACUGAUGAACACACCCAGAUCAACAAUCUUUAUGAUAUUAAUAUUUCAAAUGAAGGAGGGAUACGUCUCAAGUUAACUGCUGUAUAUCACUGAUUUAUCAAAGCAAGUUUAGAUUAACAAUAAAUAUCUGUAAGUAAUAUAUAAACAAAAACAAUAAAAGCCACUAUAUGUAUAAACUCA
Messenger RNA from Macrobrachium nipponense, 2941 nucleotides. RefSeq lists its product as uncharacterized. The record is from RefSeq and is a predicted model, not a curated record. Bases 328 to 2748 code for a protein of 806 amino acids. Gene Ontology annotation, molecular function: RNA polymerase II cis-regulatory region sequence-specific DNA binding; DNA-binding transcription factor activity, RNA polymerase II-specific. The transcript is spliced from 5 exons. Lineage: Eukaryota; Metazoa; Arthropoda; Malacostraca; Decapoda; Palaemonidae. Gene Ontology annotation, biological process: regulation of transcription by RNA polymerase II; sex differentiation. Gene Ontology annotation, cellular component: nucleus.